UCGUCAAGGGGGAUGCCUUUCAAAUGAGUUUACAAAGCUGAGGCAUUGACCCAAGUUCUACAACUUUCAACUCACUUAAUAACUCUUUGCUUACUUUUAAGUUGAUUUCAAGUCUUUAAAGAUCUCUUGUUUGAGGAUAAGUGGUGCUCGAUACCUUUUAGAGGAGAGAAGCGCGUAUUGAAACAUUCCAAAUUGGAUUAUGGUUUCUGUUUCUCGACUUUCAGUUGAGAAAACCCGACUCGUGAUGGUUGUCCUGUCACUUAAGUUGCUAAUUAUAGGAGCUGUAGUAAGUUUGACUUCAGCCGAUUUGGCUGGUGAAAUAAUUGAUACAGAAGACUUAUUGAAAAGUCGUUUGAAAGAGUAUGGCCUGAUUACCCCCAUCAGCACCGACGCAGAGGGACACUAUCUCUCGCAUCUCCUUUCAGCCAAUCACAAGCAGCGUGUGAAGCGGGAGGUUUUGGAAGGGUCAGCUCAAGCUUUAGAGAAGCUGUUCUUUAACAUCACUGUGUUUGGCCAGGAAUUCCACCUCCGACUACAUCCCAAUCACCGACUAGUGGCUCCAGGAGCCAUGGUGGAAUGGCACGAUGAGAUCAAACCUGGAAACGUGACUCAGAACGGAACCGUCUCAGAGAGAAUACUUAGAAGGGAGUUGCUGAAAACAGACUGCACUUUUAUUGGGGACAUCACGGAUGUGCCUGGAGCUUCUAUCGCUAUUAACAACUGUGAUGGACUGGCUGGUAUGAUUCGGACUAAUUCUGAUGAGUACUUCAUUGAACCUCUGGAGCGAGGAACACAAGAACAUGAGGAGAGAGGAAGAGUACAUGUGGUGUACCGAAGGUCUGCAGUAUUGCAAGCUCCUUCAGACAUCUCCUUGGAUUACCAGCUGAAUGAGCCUGAAUUAGAUCUGCCAAGAGUGCUGGACAAUGUUGCUAAACAAGUCAACCGGACAGGCAGGACACGAAGACAUGCUAGUGAUGAUGACUACAACAUUGAGGUUCUGCUUGGAGUAGAUGAUUCUGUUGUCCGUUUCCAUGGGAAAGAGCAUGUGCAGAAUUAUCUCCUCACCCUCAUGAACAUUGUGAAUGAGAUCUACCAUGAUGAGUCAUUAGGUGUGCACAUUAAUGUUGUCCUUGUGAGGAUGAUCAUGCUGGGCUAUGCCAAGUCAAUCAGUCUUAUUGAGCGUGGCAACCCUUCACGAAGCCUGGAGAACGUGUGCCGCUGGGCCUUCGUCCAACAAAAAGAGGAUCCAGAGCACUCAGAGCAUCACGACCAUGCCAUCUUCCUGACACGGCAAGGCUUUGGCCCCACUGGCAUGCAGGGAUAUGCCCCUGUCACCGGGAUGUGCCACUCUGUCCGCAGCUGCACCCUCAAUCAUGAAGAUGGCUUCUCUUCUGCCUUUGUAGUAGCCCAUGAGACAGGACAUGUGCUGGGAAUGGAGCAUGACGGUCAGGGCAACCGCUGUGGAGAUGAGACAGCCAUGGGAAGUGUGAUGGCUCCUCUGGUGCAAGCAGCCUUCCAUCGCUACCACUGGUCAAUGUGCAGUGGGCAAGAACUGAAGAGAUACAUCCAGUCAUACGAUUGCCUGCUGGAUGACCCCUUUAAACAUGACUGGCCCCAGCUUCCUGAACUUCCUGGCAUCAAUUACUCCAUGGAUGAGCAGUGUCGUUUCGAUUUUGGAGUUGGAUACAAAAUCUGUACUUCAUUUCGCACAUUUGAUCCAUGUAAACAGCUGUGGUGCAGUCAUCCAGAUAACCCAUACUUCUGCAAAACCAAAAAGGGGCCUCCAUUGGAUGGAACAGAAUGUGCACCUGGGAAGUGGUGCUACAAAGGUCACUGCAUGUGGAAGAAUGCCAACCAAGUGAAGCAAGAUGGAGCCUGGGGUGCUUGGAGCAAGUAUGGUUCCUGCUCUCGCUCCUGCGGGAAAGGUGUGCGUUUCAGAACCCGUCAGUGCAACAACCCAGUUCCAUCUAAUGGAGGUCAGGACUGCCCAGGGGUGAACUAUGAGUACCAGCUGUGUAACACAGAUGAUUGCCCUAAACACUUUGAGGACUUCAGAGCUCAGCAGUGUCAACUUCGCAACUCCCACUUUGAAUACCAGAAUGCCAAACACCACUGGCUUCCCUAUGAGCACCCAGACGCCUACAAAAGAUGUCACCUAUAUUGCCAAUCAAAAGAAACAGGUGACGUGGCCUACAUGAAGCAGCUUGUGCAUGAUGGGACAAGGUGCUCUUACAAAGACCCGUAUAGCAUCUGUGUGCGUGGAGAGUGUGUGAAAGUGGGCUGUGACAGGGAAAUUGGUUCCAGUAAGGUGGAGGAUAAGUGUGGUGUGUGUGGUGGUGACAACUCCCACUGCCGAACUGUGAAAGGAACCUUCACCCGAACACCCAAGAAAGCUGGUUACCUAAAGAUGUUUCUCAUUCCCCCUGGGGCUAGACAUGUGAUCAUACAAGAACAUGAGGCUUCUCCUCAAAUUCUUGCUAUCAAGAACCAGGCAACAGGACAUUACAUUCUAAACGGCAAAGGGGAUGAGGCAAGGUCUCGGCGUUUCAUUGAUAUGGGAGUGGAGUGGGACUACCUCAUAGAGGAUGAUUCCGAGACUCUCCACACUGAUGGUCCACUACAUGAUGCAAUUGUUGUUCUGAUCAUACCUAAGGACAACGAGACAAGGUCCACACUAAUGUACAAAUACAUCAUUCACGAAGACUCAGUGCCCAUAAACAACAACAACGUCAUUCAGGAGGACAUGUAUGAGUGGGCACUAAAGAGCUGGUCCCAGUGUUCAAGACCUUGUGCUGGAGGAUUCCAGUACACCAAAUAUGGGUGCCGUAAAAAAGGUGACAGCAAAAUGGUGCACAGAGGCUACUGUGACAUUAGCAAGAAACCCAAACCCAUUCGCAGAAUGUGUAACUUGCAGGACUGUACGCAACCACAAUGGAUCACAGAGGAGUGGGAGUACUGUACUAAAACCUGUGGGAGUUUGGGGUACCAGAUCCGCACCGUACGCUGUGUGCAGUUCCUUCAUGAAGGCACAAACCGCUCCAUUCAUAGCAAGUACUGCAGUGGAGAAAAGCCUGAAAUCAGGAGACCAUGCAACAGAGUGCCCUGCCCAGCCCAGUGGAGGACCGGGGCAUGGUCAGAGUGUUCAGUGACUUGUGGAGAGGGUGUGGCACGACGCCUGGUCACAUGUCGCAUUGGCGAUCAAUGCACUGGUGAGAAGCCAGAGUCCCACAGGCCCUGCAAGCCAGGACCCUGCCAUGAUGAGCCAUGCGGUGGAGACAAGUCCAUCUUCUGUCAAAUGGAGGUUCUAGCUCGUUACUGUUCUAUACCAGGCUACAACAAGCUCUGUUGUGAAUCCUGCAGUAAGAGAAGUGGCACAUUUACUCCUCUUCUGCACGAAGCUGCUGAGACGGAGGAGGAAGUUCGCUUCGGUUCAGCCUCCCAACUCCUGGAGACACUUUCAACCUCAGUUAAUGGAACGAUGAAAGUUCCUUACCAGAAUCAGCAGGGAUCCUUGUCACAAGGCCGACUUAUCAAGCAGACCCGCACACCCCCACCUCGUAAAGCCAAUUCUGAGAACAGCAAGACUCAAAAGUGCCUCAAACCUGGCACUAGGAACCUGCCUGCAAUGUCGAUGCAUAGCCCAUGGAAUGAGAAAGCCGCUAAACGCACACCUUGGCUGUUAGAAAGUUUUCAGGAGAGUCAGUGGCCAGCAGCAUUAUCCGAGAAAACAAGCUGAGGAUAAAAUAUGAGAUUCAGGAUCAUUAUUGGUGCUUUUUAUAUUAAGCAGUCAUUCUUAAGAACACUUUAAUAACAUGUUAGGAAAUUUACUAUCAAGUAAAGCACUGAAGAAAAUGUUUUUCAGAAAGGUGUGAGCAAUAGAAAAAACAUCAAGAAUUCUACAUCUGAGAAAUAGAAUAAAAAUAACAAAAUCUUUACUUUUAGUUUGAAAAGUGUUUCAUUUCUUGAAUCAACCUCUCAACCAUUCAUCAAUCAAAUGAAUUCUGGUAGACUGUGAAAACUGUCACUUUUUUGUUUUCCUCCUAAUGUCUUUUUUAAAUGUGUUUAUAAAGAACUUGUUUUCCCAUACAUUGUUGGUCAUAGUUGAGGCCUCUCUUAGAUGAUUGCUUUUUUUUAUUUUAUUUUAUUUUUAUUUUUUAUUUUUUUUUAUCUUGUCUUAUUGUAUUGUCCUCUGUAGCCAGAACUUUUAGCCAACAAAGAAAAACUGUCAACACCAUGCCGACACGGCUUUUUCAGUGAUGGAGGAGAUCCAUCAUAUGUAUUGUGAGAUUAAUUGGAUGUUUAAGGCUAGAUUUUGAAGGAGUAAAGCUGGGCUUUCUGAGGAUCUUAUACUGUAAGACUCUGCACGAGAUAUCUCACUUGUCUGAAGGAGGAGAAAGCUAUUUAUUUUUGUAAACGAGCGUUUUAUCUCAACCACAAUGCAUCGACUGCAAUACCAAGGAAACCAGUUAAUCUAACAGUGGACUUCAGCUGUUCAAAACCAUACAUGUGUUCGCCUGUGUGGCAUUGUAUAGCUUUUGUAUAUACCAUUGGGAACUUUAGAGUAUUUAUUAAGAUUUAAAGUUCGAAGUCAUGUUGCCCAGUGUGUGCAACCAUAUCUGUUAUUUCAAACCAAACAAAUAAAUUCAAACUCGCAUUCUGUUUAUACAUGUAGACUGAAGCUUCCACUGAAUAGCAACAGUAGCUCACAAAAGUAAAUACAUGUAAACAAACAAUUAAAUCAAUAAAAGUAGACCUUUUGUUGUCAUUUAAACUGGCAUUUUAGAUACAACAAUAAAACACAUACUCACUUUUUGAGAUGAUAUAAUAAAGGAAAGCUGUUACACAACAGUUUUAGAAUAGAAGUAUUGUAGAGAAAUUUCGAAACAAAGCUGUCAGUAACAGCGGUUCAUUUUGUCCUACACCCACAAAUCCUACACGAAACUGUGUUUUACGGUUAAUUUGUAGCUUUAACUAGUAACAAAUGACAAAAUUAUUGUGGAUUUUGACCUUCUAGAGUAGACAAUAGUCAUAUCUUCAUAUGGUAUCAGUUGUCUUUGUAGACGUCAUUCAAUUCAUGAAAGCUGAGGUGAACAGUGUGUGUGCAUCACAAAACAAGUUUUAAUUUUAUCAUUGUCCACUAUCUGCCAAUGAGGAAUUCGCUGCUAAUAAUAUUGACCAGCUUUCAGAAACCCAAAUGAAUGCAAGUGUAAGAAGAUGGUAAAUUGACAAUCCCUGAGCCACAGACAGACAUUACAUACAGUAUAUAAAAGAAAAAGUGCAUUUAUCCCCACAUUUUCAUGUCCAUUUAAGUAUUAAUUAAUAUUCUGGCUUACAAAGUCACUUUCAGUUGAUAACUGCUUGCAGUCAUUUCUUUUUGUUUUAAUUUGUACUUUUGUUAGUUGUAAUGGAAGUGUACACUACUGAGGCUGUUUGUUAUAAUGGGGAGCACAUAGCAAUAAAGAACAUAAUAAAAAUCGUGCUCUCUCGAGUACAACUUUUUAGUUUGCUUUAUUGUUUCAUUAAAUGUGAACUAAUUUGCAUGUCCUUUUUCACUUUUAUGCUC
This is a messenger RNA of Myxocyprinus asiaticus (Chinese sucker), 5563 nucleotides long. Its product is annotated as A disintegrin and metalloproteinase with thrombospondin motifs 3-like. Gene Ontology annotation, molecular function: metalloendopeptidase activity. The record is from RefSeq and is a predicted model, not a curated record. Lineage: Eukaryota; Metazoa; Chordata; Actinopteri; Cypriniformes; Catostomidae. Gene Ontology annotation, cellular component: extracellular matrix. Bases 200 to 3736 code for a protein of 1178 amino acids. The transcript is spliced from 23 exons. Gene Ontology annotation, biological process: extracellular matrix organization; proteolysis.